Messenger RNA from Lasiodiplodia theobromae, 1167 nucleotides. Its product is annotated as Set domain-containing protein. The coding region runs from base 1 to 1167 and encodes 388 amino acids. Gene Ontology annotation, biological process: peptidyl-lysine trimethylation; peptidyl-lysine monomethylation. The transcript is spliced from 6 exons. Lineage: Eukaryota; Fungi; Ascomycota; Dothideomycetes; Botryosphaeriales; Botryosphaeriaceae. Gene Ontology annotation, molecular function: protein binding; protein-lysine N-methyltransferase activity. The record is from RefSeq and is a predicted model, not a curated record.
AUGGCAGUAAUCCCGUCGCCCGAGGCGGAACACGAGCGCUUCAUCUCGUGGGCAAAAGAUCAGCUUGGUGUCACUAUCGACGGUGUCACGCCCGCCCGCCUGCCCGGAAGAGGUCUGGGCGUCCUCGCGACCAAGCCACUGAAACAGGGGGACCUGCUGGUCUCCGUCCCGGCCAAAGCGCUGUUGACGACCGAGACGAAGCACGUCAAAGAUGUUGAGGUGCCAAAGGAAGCCACCGUCCAUGCCCGCCUAGCCGCUUACCUGACCCUGAUGGACGGGAGGGACGAUGCGCCGCAUCGGAUCUGGCAGCCGGUGUGGCCGAAGAAGGAAGAAUUCGAGUCAAUCAUGCCGAUGAACUGGGAGGAACGUGAAAAGGAGCUACUCCCGGCCCAUGCGAAGAGUCUCUUGGAGAAGCAGCAGGAGAAGUUCGAGAAAGAUUGGCGGUCCCUCAAGGCGCACCUUCCGAGCAAGGACCUGUUCACCUACUAUUGGCUGAUUGUAAAUACGAGAACCUUCUACUGGGACUAUCCGACAACUACUCGCACGGGCAAGCAGCAGGUCAAAAGGCGCAAGCUCGCCCCCGACGAUUGCAUGGCGCUGUGCCCGUUCAUGGAAUACUUCAACCAUGCCGACGAAGGAGAAUUCGAGUGCACGGUGGACCAUGAUAUGAAAGGGUUCACCAUUACCUGCAAUCGCGAAUAUAAUCCCGGCGAGGAGGUCUUUCUCUCGUACGGUCCACAUAGUAACGACUUUCUUCUCAUUGAGUACGGCUUCAUUCUCGAAUCCAAUAAAUGGGAUGAGACCAAGCUUGAUGAUGUUAUCCUUUCCAAGCUUUAUCAGGACAAGAAAGAUGCACUGGAUGAAUGUGGUUUCUUAGGGAACUACACCAUUGAUUCGUCCCAAAUCUGCCAUCGCACGCAAGUUGCGUUGCGGGCGCUGGUCCUUCCUGGAAAGACAUGGCGCCGCUUCGCAGAUGGCUUUGACGACGGUGAGCGUGAACGGGAGAGCGUUGAUGAGCGUCUUAUCCAGAUCUUGAAGCAAUACGAGCGCGAAAUUGACACGGUGGAUGAUGAUAUUCAAAAGCUUCCCGCCUCCGACAGAAGGAAUACUCUGGAAAAGCGCUGGGAUCAGAUACGUGACAUUGUAGAGGGGCAGCUGAAGCGUUGA